This is a messenger RNA of Choloepus didactylus (southern two-toed sloth), 6597 nucleotides long. It is a transcript of the gene TUT7, whose product is annotated as terminal uridylyl transferase 7. The transcript has 29 exons. NCBI's taxonomy places the organism in Eukaryota, Metazoa, Chordata, Mammalia, Pilosa, Megalonychidae. Gene Ontology annotation, molecular function: RNA uridylyltransferase activity; nucleic acid binding; zinc ion binding. The coding region runs from base 196 to 4830 and encodes 1544 amino acids. The record is from RefSeq and is a predicted model, not a curated record.
GAAAACACCGAGAGGGAGCGGGGCUGGGACAGGAAGAAGCUGGGGACCGCGGCGGAGGAGGGGAGCGUUCUGAAGCGCCACCGCAUCCCUCCCAGACUCGCCUCCGGGCUGGGUGUCCCGUAGGUUCCCCGGUAUCCUGAGCAGAGGUCGGGCCUAGUCCCAGAGGUGCAAAGUAAGAAAAUUGAAGUCAAGACCAUGGGAGAUGCAGCAAAACCUUAUUUUGUGAAGCGUUCUAAAGACCGAGGGAUUGUAGAUGAUGAUGAUUUCAGAAGGGGUCACCCUCAACAAGAUUAUUUAAUAAUGGACGAUUAUGCUAAAGGUCAUAGCAGUAAAAUGGAAAAAGGCCUUCCAAAAAAAAAAGUAACUCCAGGGAACUAUGGGAAUACACCCAGAAAAGGACCGUAUGCUGUUUCCAACAAUCCAUAUGCAUUUAAAAAUCCAAUUUACAGUCAGCCAGCCUGGAUAAAUGACAACCACAAAGAUCAGAGUAAGAGAUGGCUAUCUGAUGAACUUGCUGGUAAUUCAGACACUUGGAGAGAAUUCAAACCUGGGCCUAGAAUUCCUGUUACAAGCCGACCAAGAAAAGACACCUUUCAAGAAAGUGAAGAUGGUUAUAGGUGGCAAGACGGAAGAAGCUGCAGAACUGUAAGACGACUGUUUCAUAAAGAACUAACAAGUGUAGAAACCAAGUCAGAAAUGGAAACAGGAAGCCCUGAAAACAAGAAGCAGAGGUCCAGACCUAGGAAACCAAGGAGAACUAGAAGUGAGGAAAAUGAGCAGGAUGAAGACUUGGAAGGCCCUGUGAUCGAUGAAUCUGUACUUUCAAUGAAGGAGCUUCUGGGCUUACAGCAGGCUGAGGAACGAUUGAAAAGAGACUGCAUUGAGAGGCUGAAAAGGCGACCACGAAACUACCCUACAGCAAAGUACACCUGCAGGCUCUGUGAUGUUUUAAUUGAAUCCAUUGCAUUUGCCCAUAAGCACAUCAAAGAGAAGAGGCACAAGAAAAAUAUUAAGGAGAAGCAGGAAGAAGAAUUGCUUACUACCUUGCCACCACCAACACCCUCCCAGAUAAAUGCCAUUGGCAUUGCCAUUGACAAAGUGGUACAGGAGUUUGGCUUACACAGUGAGAACUUGGAACAGAGACUAGAAAUUAAACGUAUCUUGGAAAAUGUGUUCCAACAUAAGUUACCAGAUUGUUCUCUAAGAUUAUAUGGGUCAUCCUGUAGCAGAUUUGGUUUCAAAAAUUCAGAUGUAAACCUUGACAUUCAGUUUCCAGCCACUAUGUCUCAACCAGAUGUCCUCCUACUUGUUCAAGAAUGUUUAAAGAACAGUGAUUCUUUUAUUGAUGUCGAUGCAGAUUUCCAUGCUAGAGUUCCGGUGGUGGUGUGCAGAGAAAAACAAAGUGGUCUUCUUUGUAAAGUGAGUGCAGGAAAUGAAAAUGCCUGUCUGACAACAAACCUUUUAACUGCCCUAGGAAAGCUAGAACCAAAACUGGUCCCUUUGGUGAUUGCGUUUAGGUACUGGGCAAAGCUUUGCAGUAUAGAUCGCCCUGAAGAAGGAGGCUUGCCACCUUAUGUGUUUGCCUUGAUGAUCAUUUUCUUUCUUCAACAGAGGAAAGAGCCCCUUCUGCCUGUUUUUCUAGGAUCAUGGAUUGAAGGAUUCUCCUUAAACAAACUAGGCAACUUCAACCUUAAAGAGGUUGAAAAAGAUGCUGUGGUCUGGGAGUACACUGACGAUGCUGCAAGGGUUGCAGACUCAGCAAAAGAAGAGUCACCGAGAGAAAUGCCAGUUAAUAGGGGACAGGUGUCAUUAAUAUUUGAUUUAAAAUACCAGCCUUCAGUACCAGUUGGGCAACUCUGGGUGGAAUUGCUUCGAUUCUAUGCUUUAGAAUUUAACUUGGCGGAUUUAGUCAUAAGUAUACGUGUCAAAGAAUCGGUAUCUCGUGACUCUAAGGACUGGCCCAAAAAGCGCAUUGCCAUUGAAGAUCCCUACUCUGUUAAAAGGAAUGUGGCAAGGACCCUAAAUAAUCAGCCUGUGUUUGAAUAUAUACUUCAUUGUUUAAGGACAACAUAUAAAUAUUUUGCUCUUCAACCCAAAAUUACAAAAUCCAGCCUUCCAAAGCCUCUGAGUGCAGUUACACAUGUUUCAGAACAUUCUAAAGAAAUAAUAAAUCAUGAUCCAGAUGUACAAGCAAAAGAUGACAAACUCAAAAAUUCCAUUUUGGCCCAGGGUCCUGGUGCUACCAGUUCAGCUGCAAACACCUGUAAAGUACAGCCAUUUGCUUUUAAAAAGACUGCUGAUAGCUUUGGAAACCCACCAACAGAGGAAAUAGUAAACAAACAUAUUGGUGUAAACUUGGGAAGCUCAGACUGUGUUGAGACAGAGGUCAGUUCUGACCAUUAUGAGGAUGUUCAAGUACGCUGUCAAGAAAUUGGAAGUAAAAAAGAGGAAGAAAAAAUUGGAAGGGAAAGCAACCAUCAUUUGACUGCUGAUGAUCCAGAUUUAAACAGUAGCGGACAUGGAGAGCUUAUAAUCUGUGGCAACACACAUAAUGACGAGACUGACAGGACUUUGAAUUUAGAAGGCUUCCAAAAUCUUACAAUUAAAGAGUGUGAUGAAUUUGUUAAUUUAGACAAGGCUGAUAUUGAUGAAGAAAGUAUAGAGGGUCCUGAUGAACUAGAAGACUCUCUAAACCCCUUUGCCCCUUCAGUACAGGGCCAGACAUUAGAAAGCAUUCACUCUGAUGAAGAGGAAGAAGAGGUAGAGGAAGAAGAGGAUGAGGAACCCAGGCUCAGCAUAAACCAAAGGGAAGAUGAAGAUGGCAUUGCUAAUGAUGAGUUAGACAAUACCUACACUGGGUCAGGGGAUGAGGAUGCCCUUUCUGAAGAGGAUGAUGAAUUAGGUGAUUCUGCUAAAUAUGAAAACUUGAAAGAAUGUGGAAAGCAUGAGGAUGGAACGCUACUAAGGGAACUUAAUAAAAUAACUCUUAAAGAAGAAAAUGUAUGUGAGGAAAAUUCAGCUGUGGAUCAGUCUGAUCUCGUCUAUGAAUUUAGUAAAUUUAUCUUCACCAAAGGCAAGUCUCCUAUGGUAGUGUGCAGUUUAUGCAAACGAGAGGGUCAUCUAAAGAAGGAUUGUCCUGAAGACUUCAAAAGAAUCCAGCUGGAACCUUUGCCACCAUUAACACCCAAAUUUUCAAAUAUCUUAGAUCAAGUUUGUAUCCAGUGUUAUAGAGAUUUUUCUCCAACUAUUUUAGAAGAACAGGCUCGUGAACAUAUUCGGCAACACCUAGAAAAUUUCAUAAAACAAGAGUUUCCAGGAACUAAAUUGAGCUUGUUUGGCUCCUCCAAAAAUGGAUUUGGGUUCAAACAGAGUGACCUUGACGUCUGUAUGACAAUUAAUGGACGUGAAACCGCGGAGGGGUUGGACUGUGUAAAAACUAUUGAAGAAUUAGCAAGAUUUCUCAAAAAACAUCCAGGUCUGAGAAACAUCUUACCUAUUACCACAGCAAAGGUGCCAAUUGUAAAGUUCUACCAUUUGAGAAGUGGUCUGGAAGUGGAUAUCAGUUUGUAUAACACUUUGGCCCUUCAUAAUACAAGACUCUUAUCUGCUUAUUCAGCCAUUGAUCCCAGAGUGAAAUAUUUGUGCUAUACCAUGAAAGUAUUUACAAAGAUGUGCGAUAUUGGUGAUGCGUCUAGAGGCAGCUUGUCGUCAUAUGCAUAUACUCUCAUGGUGCUGUAUUUUCUCCAGCAGAGGAAUCCACCUGUCAUUCCUGUACUUCAAGAGAUAUACAAAGGUGAAAAGAAACCUGAAAUAUUUGUUGAUGGCUGGAAUAUUUAUUUUUUUGAUCAAGUAGAUGAACUGCCCACCUAUUGGCCAGAAUAUGGAAAAAAUACAGAAUCUGUUGGGCAGCUGUGGUUGGGACUUCUUCGUUUCUAUACAGAGGAAUUCGAUUUUAAAGAACAUGUUAUUAGCAUUAGGAGGAAAAGUCUGCUUACAACUUUUAAGAAGCAGUGGACCUCAAAAUACAUUGUUAUUGAAGAUCCCUUUGAUUUGAAUCAUAAUCUUGGAGCUGGAUUAUCAAGGAAAAUGACAAAUUUUAUAAUGAAAGCAUUUAUCAAUGGUAGACGAGUAUUUGGUAUCCCAGUCAAAGGAAUUCCAAAGGACUGUCCCUCAAAAAUGGAGUAUUUUUUUGAUCCAGAUGUACUAACUGAAGGAGAGCUGGCCCCAAAUGAUAGAUGUUGCCGAAUUUGUGGGAAAAUUGGACACUUCAUGAAGGACUGUCCUAUGAGAAGAAAAGUGAGGCGACGGCGAGAUCAGGACGAUAUCCCAAACCAAAGAUAUCCUGAUAACAAAGAAAAAAGAAACAAAGAGGACAAAGAACUUCAAAACAAGUACACAGAAAGAGAGGUAUCCACAAGAGAAGAUAAGCCCCUACAGUGCAUACCUCAGAAAGCCAAGCCAGUGAGGGCAGCUGUCGACCUGGGAAGAGAGAAAAUUCUCAGGCCACCAGUGGAAAAAUGGAAGCGACAGGAUGACAGAGACUUAAAAGAAAAACGUUGUUUUAUUUGUGGAAGAGAAGGACACAUUAAAAAAGAAUGCCCCCAGUUUAAAGGCUCUCCAGGUAUGUCUCAAUCAGAUUGUGUGUUUGGAUCCCUUUCUUCACCUAGCCCUUUGAGACCACCUGGCACUUGUAUUCAGGCAGUGCUUUUUCAUGAAGACAAAAAGAAACAAAAAACACCAUUAUUUUUGAGUCCCCAGUCAGGUAGCCUUUCGAGUAAAUAUAUGACUCAGGGAAAAGCCUCACCGAAGAGGACCCAACAGGAAUCAUGAGGGAACGAAAAUGAAGCACUCUAAAUGGCCGUUCAGGCGUUCAUAUUCACUUUGAAAAUUAGGUUCAUUUUAUAGGACACAGCAGCAUAGAUCAGGCUUCAACUUAACAUUUAAAAGAAACGUCAGAUUUUUUUUUUAAUUUAAUGAAAUUGUUAAUAAGGAAAAAAUUUUUAAUAUAGUCUUAUCUACCACAGAUCCCCAUAGAUUUAAGGAUUUUAAUAGAAAGCCAUGAUGUAUUUAAGCCAGAUAAAAAAUAUAUAUAUAACUAUGAGCCAGUAUUCAAUGAAUACAGUUUCAUGGUUUUUAAUUCUUUCAAGGUACACUAAAACUGGUGUACUGAUAAAACCCCAAGUAAAUUAACCCUUUUUUUCCCUAUAAAUCCCUUUUUUGUUUUGAAGAGGGAAAUUAUAUUUAUUGUUGUUUACUGAUUCCUUGUGUGAAAGUGUAUCAAAUAUGUGUGAAUUGCUACUACUGUAUUUACAAUUUACCAGCAUUAUUUUAUUGAUAUUUGUAGAAGAAGUGAUAACAUGGACAUGAGUACAUAUUUAUGUGAGCCUUCGUGGAUAAGCAGUGCCACUGCAGGUUUUUUUUUUUUUUUCCCUCUAAUUUUAAGUAAGUUGGCAUAUAAUUACUAUGCUUACAAAAAUGAAGUAAGGAAAACAAGUGGGCCUGUUUGCCGCUAAAAACCUUUUCAAAGAAAAAAUGACAAAAUAAAAGUGCUUUUUACUUUUUAUGAUAUUCAGAAAUUAAAGUGGAGAACUCCUUAAAAUCCCUGAAGAUUAAAGAGGCUAUCUCUGCCAAUCACAAGUUUGGUUGGUAUCAUUUGGGUUCUGACUUGAGCCCUCAUGGAAUGUUUCUCUAACUUCACAACCCCUUCAGAAGUAGUACACAGUCAGAACUAUGCCUCAGUCUAUCAUCUUGAAAUAAAAUCAAAAUUUCAACCUCUAAUUUUAUCCACAUUAUUUUCUAAUGAAAGCGUCCAAAAUUUCAUUAGGAAAAUAGAUUAAGGACUGUCUAAAUGUGCUCCUCUUUAAUUAGCGUGUACACAGAGUUCUCUUUGGCUCAUACUUGGAUGGUCAUUGGUGUUUAAUGACACCCACUAUGUGCCAAGUCCUGGGAAUGCACAAGGAAAGGGACACAGAACAGACUUAGAUGGAUGAGUACCUAGAGAGAGAUGCAGGAGUUGCUUGCCAGGCAGGCAUUCCCAUGCACAAGAAGGCUCAGAAAACAUGCACCUAUUUGCCCUUCUUUUAAAAUUGCUCGAAGACAUUCCAGCUGAAGAACAAUCAUAUCAAAAUUAUGAAUUUUAGAAUUAGGAAGUUGUGGUAGAAUUAGUGAUCUUUCCUUAUUCAGUUUGAACACAAACUCCUGAACUACAAGUGAGUUAAGCAACCUCAACUGAAACUUGGACUUCAGGACUUGCCUCAGCUGCCGCUCUUCUGGUUUCUUCUCUUGCCUUCACACACGAAAGUUCACCCGCCUGGGCAUACAGUUCUUGUCACUCUUUGGAAAGCCCGUUGAUGCUGUCCUGAUGUCUGCUGGUAUUAAAGCAGAAGUGAAGUGUGAGACAGCCUAAUUUUUGUUCCAUUGUAGGUCAUAUUUUACUGCUUAGAUGCUUCUGUGAUUUUUGUUUACUCAUGUAAUUAAGGAAAAACAAGUUGCCACAACCUGGGCAUAUGUCUCCUCAGUGACUUUUGUCUGAAACAAAAGUGAAGCCAUUUGUUAGCUCCCUACUAAAGGUUUUGUUUUGCUUUUCAGUUUGAGAAA